AUGGCAAGCCCUGGUAUACUCAAUUUCUUAGAUCUACCACCCGAAGAAGAGCCAGCAUCCAAGGAUUCUCAACAUGGGUCGUCCAAGACGCCCAAAAAGUCGUCCCUGGCCGCCGAGUUCUUGCCGAUGCUAAGCACGGAAGGACUGGAGUCCGAUUCCGGCGACGACCUGCUGAGCGCUCCGGAGAGAUAUCAAGAUGUUCUGGCCAUGGCCUGUGAACCACCUCCUCAGGCUUUCCCUGGAGUUCCCACGCAUGUGAUCCUUCGGGUUCUGAAAAUCAGCGGCUUGCCGAUGGACGUGAAAGGGAAAGGAAUCCCUGGACGUGAAAGUCUGGGAUUUUUCCUGGAGGAGAAGGAUCCUUUGCAGAGGAGCACUGCUGCUUGGGACAGAGAUGCUCCAGGCGUGCGUCCACGGAAUUCCUUGCACUUAGCGGCGAUUCCAGAUGCCUUUGCUUACAUUGCUUUGGAGCUUUUCCCACCAGGCUCCCAGUUCCCAGCACGACCUCUCACUGGUGAGGAGCAAAUGGAGCGAAAUGUGCGGGAGCUGCAGGCAGAGCCUGUCAUCCAUUGCCGCUUCUGCGACGGUUAUGGUAGGAGGAGUUGUGAUGGCUGCGGCGGCCACGGGAUUCUUGUGUGUGGAACCUGCGAUGGCAUGCCGGCACUGCCAUGUCCAGCGUGCCGUGGCAAUGGCUUGCUCCAAGACAAUUUAGAGGGCAUCGGAGGGCCUUUGAGUCAAAGGAAAGUGGACGGAGAAGUCGUCAGUACAGUGCGGGGCCGCCGAUGUCAAAAUUGCUGGGGAGCGCCCUUGACAUGCAAAGCCUGCUUUGGGGCCGCGGCCCUACGCUGCAACAUCUGCAACGGAGCUGGGUGGUCAGCGGUCGAUGUAGAUGUUGAGCAGAAAGAGGCCGUAGCAUUGCGGGAUGGCCAGAAUGCCGAGCUUGGUGAAGUUUUGGAUCAGGAGUAUACGGCAGGCUUCUAUACAGACAUUGAGUCAGAGUCCUUGCCGAAGGGCCUUAACGAGGACAUCGUUCGGAAGAUCUGGGAGAUUAAGGAGGAACCAGACUGGAUGCUAGAAUUUCGCCUGAAUGCCUUCAGGAAGUGGAAAAGCAUGAAGAUGCCAGAAUGGGCACACUUGGAGAUGGCAGAGAUUGACUUUCAGGACAUUGUAUACUACUCCAGACCAAAGUCAAAGGCCAAGAAGCAGAGCCUCGACGAGGUGGACCCCGAGCUUCUGAAUACCUUUGAGAAGUUGGGCAUCCCGCUUACGGAACAGAAGCGCCUGGCCAACGUGGCGGUGGAUGCGGUCUUCGAUAGUGAGAGCAUUGGCACAACCUUUCAGAAAGAACUUCAAGAGGCAGGAGUCAUUUUCUGCUCCAUCAACGAGGCAAUCAAGGAACAUCCAGAGCUGAUCAAGAAGUACUUGGGCUCUGUUGUUCCAACUGCUGACAACUAUUUUGCUGCUCUGAAUAGUGCGGUCUUCAGCGAUGGAUCCUUUUGCUACAUCCCCAAGGGCACCACGUGCCCGAUGGAGAUCUCCACCUACUUCCGCAUCAACAACAAGGAGUCUGGUCAAUUUGAAAGAACCUUGCUCAUUGCUGAUGAGCAGAGCUAUGUCUCAUACUUGGAAGGAUGCACUGCACCAAUGUUCGACUCAAAGCAGUUACAUGCUGCAGUGGUGGAGCUUCAUGCUGCAGAGGGCGCCGAGAUCAAGUACUCCACAGUGCAAAAUUGGUACGCUGGUGAUAAGAACGGAAAGGGUGGAAUUCUCAAUCUGGUCACAAAGCGUGGUGUGUGUGAGGGGAAGAAGUCCAAGAUCUCCUGGACCCAGGUUGAAACUGGCUCCGCUGUCACCUGGAAGUACCCAUCCUGCGUGCUGAAGGUCUUCGAAGCUGUUGAAGAGCAAGAAGAAGAGCAUGCAGAAGAGGCUGAGGCUGAGGUGGACUUACUCGAAUUCCGGAUUGGAAUGCAGAGUUGCAUCGUUUGCGUAUAA
Durusdinium trenchii is the source of this 1989-nucleotide messenger RNA. NCBI's taxonomy places the organism in Eukaryota, Dinophyceae, Suessiales, Symbiodiniaceae. The record is from the annotation of a GenBank genome assembly.